This is a messenger RNA of Cucumis sativus (cucumber), 1410 nucleotides long. RefSeq names its product F-box protein At1g67340. Gene Ontology annotation, molecular function: protein binding. Lineage: Eukaryota; Viridiplantae; Streptophyta; Magnoliopsida; Cucurbitales; Cucurbitaceae. Bases 203 to 1267 code for a protein of 354 amino acids. The transcript has 3 exons. The record is from RefSeq and is a predicted model, not a curated record.
CCCGUUGGAAUUCGUCUUCACCGAACGCACAGAAAAGAGAUUAAAUAAAAUAUCAACAACAAAAAAACAAAGAGAGAAAAGAUUUCUAAAAAAGAGGAAGCAGAACGGUUACCAUUUCCGAUUUCCCACACCAAGAGAACGCCGCCGUACCACACUCCUAAAUCUCUACUCUCAACGCAUGUAAUCCCCAAACUCUUCAACAAUGAUUUCCUCCAAGAGGCCAAGAACAUGCCGUAAUUUCACCGUAGAUUCUGAUCUAUUCGAUGUCUUGCCCGACGAUCUCCUUAUACAUCUCCUCUCUCGCCUUGCCGCCUCCGCCUCCUCCCCUUCUGACCUCCUCAACCUUCUCUUGACAUGUAAGAGGUUGAAUCGCUUGGUUCUUAAUCCUAUGGUUUUGUGUAAAGCCGGACCGAAGGCGUUCGCAGUAAGAAUGCGAAACUGGUCUGAUUCCGCUCACCGAUUUCUGAAACGCUGCGUCGAUGCCGGUAAUUCGGAAGCGAGUUACACGCUUGGAAUGAUCCGAUUUUAUUGUUUGAGGAAUCGAGGGAGUGGAGCUUCCUUAAUGGCGAAAGCAGCGAUUAAAUCUCACGCUCCGGCGCUAUACUCACUCGCCGUCAUUCAAUUCAACGGCAGCGGUGGGUCUAAAAGCGACAAGGAUCUUCAGGCAGGCGUAGCGCUCUGUGCUCGAGCCGCUUUUCUAGGUCAUGUGGACGCACUUCGCGAACUCGGCCACUGCCUUCAAGAUGGUUACGGUGUGAGACAGAACUCCGACGAAGGCCGCCGCCUCCUCGUCCAAGCCAACGCCCGUGAGCUUGCUACGGUUUUACUCUCUUCCUCGAGUACAUGGCAACAACAGCGACACAACCAGUCCGGCAACCUCCCUGAUUUGACAGCGACUCGUUGUUCGUUGCUGAGUGAUUUCGGUUGUAACGUUCCAGCACCAGAGCCACAUCCGGUGAACCUGUUUUUGAGAGAGUGGUUCGAGUCGGAAGGUGAAGUGGCAGCGCGUGUGGGUCUGAGACUUUGUUCGCACAGUGGAUGCGGUCGGGGUGAGACUCGGCCGCACGAGUUCCGACGGUGCUCAGUUUGUGGGACAGUAAAUUACUGUUCAAGAGGAUGCCAAGCGCAGGAUUGGAAAGUCCGGCAUAAAGAAGAGUGUACGACGGUGCAGCGGUGGCGGGAUGAGGAUGCUAACAAUGCCGGCGAGAUGUUUGGUAUUGUUGAAGAAGAAGUUGAGGACGCCAACAAUAUCGUGGGUAUUGUAUAAUCGUAACGGCGCUGUAAUUUUGUCUAUUUAUGGAGAUAGAUAAUACUUUUUCUAAUCUUUUAAUUUUGAGUUUUGUUUUAACGAUUUCCUCUUUUUAACUUCGAUCCACGUUUAUUUAUUCUAUUCACCUAAUUACUACCUUA